UUCUUUGGUGGGUGGAAUACAUAAGAAAGCUCCCAAGAAGAAUCCCACCGACGAUUAACACCUAUCCCUCCACAACUUUCCCUCCCUUUUAUACCCUCCAAAACGCCACCCCCCCAAGACAAUAUGCUUUGAUCAUUGUGUGUUACUGUUAAACAUGGGAAACUGUCUGUUUGGAGGCUUGGGGGAGGUUGACGGGGGAGUGAUCAAAGUCGUCACAUCCAACGGAGGAGUGAUGGAGUUCUUCGCGCCAGUAACCGUCGGAUGCAUCACCAACGAGUUUCCAGGCCACGGCAUUUUCAGAAGCCACGACCUCUUCUGGAAGCCACUCUCUCAGCACGAAGAGCUGGUGGCAGGCGAGUCAUACUAUCUCCUCCCCCUCCACGCCACAGACAAAGUUAACAACAACAACACGCACGGCCAGAUCGUCCGGCAAGGCCACAUCCGGUCGAACAGCAUACCGACGACGUCGUUGGCUGCCCCAUACAGGAUGUCGUUGGACUACCAGGGGAUACUGAAGAGGUCUUACACGGAGGUUUUCUCCCGGUACAACAGUGGAAGGUUCUGGAAAGUGAAGCUUGUUAUAAGCCCGGAGCAGUUGCUGGAGAUAUUGUCGCAAGAGGGUCGCACCGAAGAGUUGAUAGAGAGCGUCAGGACCGUCGCAAAGUGCGGUCAUAGCGGGGGGUCGUCUCUGGAGCUUUCAGAUCGGUGGAGCCUCUCAAGCAGCCGGAACGCUUCCUCUAAGAAAGAUGGCUUAUUAGUAGACAUUUAAGCUUUAAUUAAAAUCCAUGACCAUGUCUUCGAUCAUUGCUUUGUAUUAUAUCUAUAUAUGCAAUAUAUAUAUGGUGAUGUAGACAGUUUGAUCAGACUUAGAAUGUGAAAUAGAUCGAUGUUUUGUGGUCAGAGUAUGGAAGACCCCAUGUACCUUAUGUGAAAUGUGAAGUGGAACUACAACUUUCACCACUCCCCCCUCCUCUUUCUUUUCCUUUUUCCUUGACUUCUAUAAUGUGACAAUUAUUCUGAAUAU
This is a messenger RNA of Corylus avellana, 1024 nucleotides long. Its product is annotated as DUF4228 domain protein. The record is from RefSeq and is a predicted model, not a curated record. Lineage: Eukaryota; Viridiplantae; Streptophyta; Magnoliopsida; Fagales; Betulaceae.